AUGACGAGUCUCCUGUACCUCUUCCGGAUGAGGUUUGCACCAGAUGCAACCCCGAAGAAGAGAACAUGUCCUUGGCUACGCAACCAAAUCCUAUCUGUGGCGGGCAUCACUUGGCGUGGUCUUUUUGCGCAUCCAAAAGCUAUUCUUUUGGCUAGCAGCCUCAUUUUGAAAGCCAUAAUAUGCUUGAAGGAUAUCAGAGACCCUGAAAAUGUUAACAUUCUCGUUGAGACAAAGCCGAUUCCUCUGGGAAAAGUUCAUUAUAACGUUUCAUCCCGCGUUGAGGCUGAUGUCGAGACUGACAUUAAGAAUGAGGAUCAAUCAACCGAAGCAGUGAAUGAGGCGGAAGAUACAUAUAUCAAAUGCAGUGAUGUCUCUUUUGUGACUAACGAGUAUGACGACGAUAGUUGGCUUGGAGCAAAGCAGCCAACCUUAGAACCUGUGAAAUCCACUCCCAAAUACAAGUCAAAGUUCAUGCCUGCAGGAUUACAAGACGAAGGCUGUCCUGAUACGUCAAUGGAUGGUCCAAUUCCGACUGAAUAUAACCCAGAGAGAGCCGAGAGAACUAUUAAGGAGACCCCGACUGUGGACAGCGAGUACCAAGACAACAAAUGUGCCUCAGAUCAAGAACAGUCAUCCAACAAAUCAGGAUACACCUCUGGCUCUGAAUGCGACACUACUGCAGGUCAUAGUACUCAGUCAGUCAAAUCCUAUCUGCCUCUAUCUGAAGCCAUGCUUACCGCCUUCACCUUCUACACCAAAAAAGUAGAGGGCUAUCACUACGACAUCCCCCAGGGACCAUAUCCAUACAUGACAGACCCAAAUCAUCAAGCGCCCGAGCUCACCGUCCGAGACAGAGAAGGCUUAGGAAUGUACUGUCCAGAUGGCUGCGCGGAUUGCGAGGUGUUCCCAAACGAGAUCAUGAAGUCCAAACGGGGUGUUGACCGCUGGUUCGAAAAGUUCUUCACAUGGGAUGAUUUGCAUGAUGCCAUGUGCAUUUAUCCCCAACAACAACAAGAAGAAGAGCAAAGAGACGUAUGUUCCGAGCAAGAGUUCUCUGGUAUUGAGUAUAGUGAUGAAUGUACGGGUGAAAAUGACGACAAUAUUGAUUUCCUGUACGGCGCAACUGAGAGUGACGAGUUUCCCUGGUUGAAAGCAUUGCACACUGCCAAUGUGUCUUCAGUCAUGAAGUCAACAGAUGUUGUUACAUGGAAUAUGAUGCGCGGAGAGGCGUUCACCUCGAGUCUGUUCCCCUAUUUUCAUGGGAUAAAAUACAACGUCAUUGUGGCAGAGUACGAGCCCAGGUAUUUGCCAAAUGUUGUGUUUUCCCAGGACAAUCGCUGCAUCUCGGUUCGGUAUGAACGGGACCGCUGUCGGCUAAGUCCGCCUGUAUGGGAGGCUCGCGGAGGUAUUGCACCAGGUCACGCAGAGGAAGAGCGUUUGGAGUACGCUAGGAGGGAGUAUCGAAGACAGUGGAUCAUGUAUCGAGGGCAAGACAAUGCGCGAAGACGGUAUGUAGAAGCGGUGCUAAGAGAUGCUUCCCAGGAGUUUGCCAGUAUCAAAUCAUAG
Talaromyces atroroseus is the source of this 1566-nucleotide messenger RNA. RefSeq lists its product as hypothetical. Bases 1 to 1566 code for a protein of 521 amino acids. NCBI's taxonomy places the organism in Eukaryota, Fungi, Ascomycota, Eurotiomycetes, Eurotiales, Trichocomaceae. The transcript has 2 exons. The record is from RefSeq and is a predicted model, not a curated record.